AUGGGCACGACACACGAGAAACAACUAACUUCAAACCCCGAACCAGGAACUACUCAAGAAGGAUGGAAGAGAAAACGAUUUGCCAUGGAUGAAGAGGAAGAAACAACAAAUGUGUUGCAUCAAUUAAUUGAUGCGUUGGAAAAGAAUGGCAAAUUGCUGAGCUCUCAACUUGAAGCUCAGAACACCAACUUUCAGUUAGACAGAGAACAACAGAAAGAUCAUGUAAAUAGCUUAAUUGUUGUUCUUAAUAAGCUUGCAGAUGCAAUGGAAAGAAUUGUUGAUAAAUUGUAA
Messenger RNA from Ilex paraguariensis (yerba mate), 291 nucleotides. NCBI's taxonomy places the organism in Eukaryota, Viridiplantae, Streptophyta, Magnoliopsida, Aquifoliales, Aquifoliaceae. The record is from the annotation of a GenBank genome assembly.